Funneliformis caledonium is the source of this 1176-nucleotide messenger RNA. Lineage: Eukaryota; Fungi; Glomeromycota; Glomeromycetes; Glomerales; Glomeraceae. The record is from the annotation of a GenBank genome assembly.
AUGGUUGAGUUCGUAAAAGAAUUGGCUGACUUCAAAGCGUUAGAUAUUGCGCAAAGUAAUGUAUAUAUUAGCAAUUUAAUGGAAUAUAAAAACUCUCGCUGCGACUACAAUCGUGCAUUGAGAAAAAGGUUAACCGAUAAUGCUUGGGCAGAAUUAGUUGAUCAUGGAUUAAAAUAUUCACAUGCUUUUGAGAAACAACUACUACAUUUAACGUCUGAUCAAAAAAUGUUUUUACGACAAACGAUCUAUCAUAGAAUGAAUUCUUUUCGAGUAACUGCGAAAAAAAUACAAAAUGCAUGGAAAAAAGAAGUAGGAAACUUACAAGAACAGAUAAAGUCCUUGAAUGAAGAAAAUUCACAACAACAAGCGGCUCUUGGAAAUGUAAUAAAUGUAUCUUGGGAUGAUGAUGAUUCCAACAGUACAUCAAGAUUAAUUUCUGACAUUGAAGAAUUACAGGAUAUGCUCACAGAUUUUACAAUGGUUCAAGGAAGUGAUUUUAAAGUUAAUAAAGAUUCAGCAACAAAUAUUUUAAAGGUUUAUAACUGUCAAACGAAAUAUCCAAGUACGGAUGGGGAUCUCGUAUUAGGAGCGAUACUUCAACGUUGCACGAUCACAACAAUUUUGAAUGAGGUAUAUUAUCAUAUACAAAGGGCACAUUCUGACGACAUUGAUCUUCUAGAAAGUGAUAUUGUAAACGCAACCGAUAGUUUAAUUAGAUACACUGAAUUAUUUAGAGAGCAUCGUAAAGGAAGUGAUAAUAUAACUAAAGUUACACCCAUCAAAGUUCGUCAACAUGUUUAUUCAGCACUUGGCUGUCGCGGUUUUUCCGAUGAUGAAGAUCCUUUAAUUAAGAGAACGGCAAAUAAAUUGUUGGAUGAAAUGAAACAAUUUAGGCAAAUAACGGAUAAAGAAACUAGCGAUGAAUUUAACGAUCUAGCUUUUAAAAUUAGUCGUGAAGUUAUUAAUAUCUUUUGCUUUCGUUUAAAAACACAAGUCGUUGAACUGCAACAUAAAUUUUACCAAGAUGGUCAAGCCAUAGAAGUUCGUUUUAUGCAAGGAAGUUUUGGCCUUGAUGAAGUUAAAAAAUUGGAAGUGGAAAUUUGUGGAUUUCCUUGCAUCGGUGUGUUCGAUGGUGAUCAGAAAGUUUGUACGAAGGCUCAAGUCAUUGCAAGAUAA